CAUUUGCAAGCAGCACAGAAGAGAGAACAGAAACAAACAAAUGUGUUUUCUGUGAAAGAUUAAAUCACAACAUUCAGACAUGUCGGAAGUUUAUGGAGAAAGCCAUAGCUGAAAGAGUGAAGUUUGUGAAAUUAAAAGGACUAUGUUUUGGAUGUCUCAGUUUUGGACACCAAUCCAAGAAAUGUGAAAAGAGAAGUAUUUGUAAUACCUGUAAGAGAAAACACCCAACAUGUUUACAUGAAGAACGAGACAAAGAGUUCAGAAGAAAUAAGGACUGUGAUAAAGAACAAAGGGAAGUCAAAGAAACCAAAGAACAAGGUAAAGAAACAUCAAGUGAAGCAAUCUCAAACCGUGUUAUCCAAGGUCAUAAGACCGAUCUUACAUCUACAAUGAUUCCAGUUUGGUUAUCCACAGCAAGCAAACCAGAACAGGAAAUGCUAGUAUACGCCCUUCUGGAUAGUCAAAGCGACACUACAUUUGUUCUCAAAGAAAAGGCAGAUGCUCUGGACACAGAAAAAAGAGAUGUACAGUUAAAGCUCUCUACAUUGUCAUCUAAAGAUUCUGUUGUUCCAAGUCAAAGGCUCUCAGGGCUACAAAUCAGAGGUUUUUACUCUUCAAAGAGAAUCCCUCUUCCUAUGACAUAUACUAGAGAAUUUAUUCCUGCCAAUUUAAGCCAUAUCCCCACACCAAAGACAGCAAGAGCAUGGCCUCACCUGGAGCACCUUGCUGAAGAGAUUGCCCCUUUGAUUGAAUGCGAUGUUGCUUUGUUAAUAGGUUAUAACUGUUCACAAGCAUUGGUACCAAGAGAAGUUGUCUCAGGAAAGGACAAUGAGCCCUUUGCUCAAAAGACAGACCUCGGCUGGACAAUAGUCGGAGGUGUUGAUCAUUGUGUUGACUAUGGAGACAUUAUUGGAUGUAGUCACAGGAUAAUUGUCAAGGAAGUGACACCCAAUCCACCAUCUGAUCAGCUGUCUAAAGAGGUGCACUUUAUUUGUCACACUCAGGUCAAAGAGGUUUUCAUGCCAUCAGAUGUUAUUAAAGUUCUCGAAUCUGAUUUUAAUGAAAGGAAAGUGGAAGAUUCUCAUCUCUCUCAAGAGGAUUUACGCUUUAUUUCCAUAAUGGAGAAUGGAGUGAAAAUUCAAGAAGAUGGACAUUGUGAGCUACCUUUACCAUUUAAGGAAGAUAGACCAAUUCUACCAAACAACAAGAACUGUGCAGAACACAGACUCAAGUGUCUCAAAAAGAGAUUUGGAAAGGAUAAACAAUAUCACAGUGACUAUGUGAAGUUUAUGAAUGAAACAAUAGAGUGUGGAGAUGCAGUAAAGGUGCCUCCUGAAGAACUGCACAAACACCCAGCAUGGUACAUACCUCACCAUGGGGUUUACCAUCCCCAAAAACCGGGAAAAAUAAGAGUGGUGUUCGAUUGUUCAGCAAAGUAUGAAGGAGUCUCAUUGAACGAUCACCUGUUGACAGGACCAGAGUUAACCAACACACUUGUAGGAGUCCUGUGCAGAUUCCGAAAGGGACAAGUAGCAGUGAUGUGCGACAUCAAACGCAUGUUUCAUCAAUUCAGAGUCAGAGUAGAAGAUCAAGACUAUUUUCGCUUCCUGUGGUGGGAUGAUGGAGAUUUCCAUUCCACUCCAUCGGUCUACCGCAUGCGUGUCCACCUGUUUGGAGCUGCCUCAUCACCAGCCUGUGCCAACUUCGGUCUCAAGUACAUUGCAGCACAGGGUCAAGGACAGUUUAGUGAAGCGACAAUAAAAUUUAUUGAAAGAAAUUUUUUUGUGGACGAUGGGUUGAUCAGUUUUCACUCAGAAAAAGAAGCAGUUCAUCUGGUGAAUGAAGCAAAGCAACUCUGUCAAACUGGGAAACUACAACUUAACAAGUUUGUUUCCAACAGUACUCAAGUACUCAACUCACUUCCCAAAGAAGACUGUGCAGAUACGGUAAAAUCUCAAGAUCUUGCACUUGGUGAGCAACAGACGGACAGAGCUCUAGGCAUUAAGUGGUGUGUUGCCUCUGAUCAUUUCCAGUUUCAAGUAGUUGUGAAGGAGCACCCACUUUCCAGAAGAGGAGUGUUGUCGACUGUGGCCUCCAUCUUCGACCCACUUGGACUUGUGGCGCCUUUCGUUUUACUCGGCAAGCAAAUAUUACAGCAGAUGUGUCGUGACAAGGCAGAUUGGGAUGCACCACUCUCAAGUGAACUCAAGCCACGGUGGGAGUCCUGGCUGUCAGAUGUCAAGAACCUUGCAGAUGUUAAAAUCGAUCGUUGUUACCUUCCUAAGGAUUUCAAAGAAGUUCAGAAGUAUGAACUCCACUAUUUUUCAGAUGCAAGUGUCACAGCAGUUUAUCCAAGUGAAGAUGGAUGUGUGCGGAAGGUGCAGUUAUUGAUCAGUGACUCUGCAUUAGAUCGCCAUGGAAAACGACUCACCAAACAAAUACACUUAGACAGACCUAUACAUAAGACAGUCACAUUGUUAGAGGCAGGAUAGACCCACUCAUAAGUUUAUAAUAGAAAUCACAAGUGAUUUGGUGGGAGUGUAGCUGCUGUCAAGGCAACUGCAUCUGGUUUGUUGUUUUUUGUUAUUUGAUUUAAGUAGCAAUAGUUACAUUUUAUUUCAUAUAAAACAUUUACGUUUGAAUGUGUAAUGGUUUCCAGUGGAUUUGUGGUUAUACUCAUUAGGUUCAGUUUAAUGUACAUUCAAGUGUGGGGGGACCUUUUAUUUUGUUCCGCGGACCAUGUGUUGCCCGGGAAAACUUUGGCUGGCGCACUUAGAGCCACAUGGACUUAAAGCUGAAGAAGCUGAUCGCUUGAACUAAGUUUAUUCCUCUGGAGUCAAUGCGGCUAAUGAGGUACAGUUUGUUUAUUUGUAUCUUUUAUUUAUCUACGUACGCCAUUUAUUGUGAAUUAAUUUGGGUUUGUGUUACCUUUGUUUUUUAGUUCUGACGGCAUUUUUGGGGACUUUGUAAAACGUGUCCACAAUAAAUGGCUGUUGACACCGAAGAACUGCGUUAAGCUUUUAUUAACUCGAGAGGA
Molecule: messenger RNA, 3037 nt
Organism: Gambusia affinis (western mosquitofish)
Lineage: Eukaryota; Metazoa; Chordata; Actinopteri; Cyprinodontiformes; Poeciliidae
Exons: 2
Coding region: 93-2492 (799 amino acids)
Source: RefSeq, a predicted model, not a curated record